Ochotona curzoniae (black-lipped pika) is the source of this 897-nucleotide messenger RNA. RefSeq names its product F-box/WD repeat-containing protein 12-like. The coding region runs from base 1 to 897 and encodes 298 amino acids. Lineage: Eukaryota; Metazoa; Chordata; Mammalia; Lagomorpha; Ochotonidae. The record is from RefSeq and is a predicted model, not a curated record. The transcript has 6 exons.
AUGCAGCUGGUGGUCAGCACCUAUGAGCUAAGGGCCAAGAAGUCCAAGCAAGAAGUGGAGAUUGUGGACAGCGUAAAGCCUCCAAACCUCAUGAGGAGCCAUGGCUCGCAGGUGCUCCUGCUGGUCUCGGGACUGCAGCUGGUGCUGUUCAGCAUCCACGGCCUGCAGCUGGCAGCCUUCCAGGACCACCAGAGGCCCAUCACGUCCGUGUGGGUGGCAGCCUGUGCUGAGGGGAACCUCUACGCUCUGAUGCUGCCUCAGCUGCAGCUGGUCUCCAGAGUGACUGCAUUUCCCAAUGUUCCCGUGCAGCUCCUGUCUUCUCCUGACUGCCAGUGGGUGUUUGCGUCAAGUCAGAAUUCAGACCUUGAGCCGAAGGUGUUCCACACAGCCUCUCUGGUGUACCCAUUGGACGAUGAGCCUCCCGUCUUGACCACCUUCUCCAGCUGCCUGAGACCCCAAGCCUGCUGGGCUCCUGCUGAGGCGGCCAGGUUGAUUGUCAUGCACCCAGAUGGCAAUAGCAUGCAGCUGGUGGUCAGCACCUAUGAGCUAAGGGCCAAGAAGUCCAAGCAAGAAGUGGAGAUUGUGGUACAACAGAUUGCCAGCUUCCUGUUGCCAGACAGCGUAAAGCCUCCAAACCUCAUGAGGAGCCAUGGCUCGCAGGUGCUCCUGCUGGUCUCGGGACUGCAGCUGGUGCUGUUCAGCAUCCACGGCCUGCAGCUGGCAGCCUUCCAGGACCACCAGAGGCCCAUCACGUCCGUGUGGGUGGACCCAAGCCGAGUAAUCACCUCAUCGCUUGAUCUCUCUUUGCGUGUCUAUGUGUGGAAGAAGGAGAACAAGUUCCCGGUCCUCAAGAGCUGCUAUCACUUGCUUGGGGGAUCUCACCGAUGGGCCAGGUAA